AUGGAUGGUGGAUGGGACGAGGGCGAGGGCAAUGGCGAUAAGGACGAUGUGGACGAUGAGUUCAUUCACUCCAGGGCACGAGUGAGGAAGAUGAGGAUUGGGAUUCUUGAGAAUAAACCAUUUCAUAAAGAAAAGCGAUUGCAUUUUGAUGGUUGCAAGGACUGCGGAGUUUUCAGGCUUCGGAACCCCAACAAGAACAAGAGCAGUGAGUGUUCCUUGCGUUUCUUUCUUGUGAUCCUGAAAGUCUUCGACAACAGGAGCGGUAUUCCGGGGAUGCCGCAGCUCGACAUGAAGAUGCCAGAAAUGCCGAAGUUUGAGAUGCCGCGCAUGCCAUGGGACACAGAAAACAAGGGGGAGGACGCGGGAGCAGCGGCAACAAGCCCUGGCCUGGAGCUCCCCAAAUUUGAGAUGCCCAAGAUGCCGUGGGAUGCACCAGCAGAGGAGAAUCAGGAUCAAGGUGCCUCUACUUGCAUCCUCAUGCUCCAGCAGCCUGCUGACUCGCUGGAUGCGCAACCGGAGGGUGAUCAACAAGGUGGUUUGCAGAUGCCCAAGAUCGAGAUGCCGAAGAUGCCUUGGGAUACACAGCAGCAGCCGGAGGAGGGACAGGCCGAAGGAGGAUUUGCCAUGCCCAAGUUUGAGAUGCCCAGCUGGAUCCCAGGCGCGGCACAGGGCGAGCAGCCCAAGGAGGGAGAGGCAGCUGCUUGA
This is a messenger RNA of Guillardia theta CCMP2712, 705 nucleotides long. RefSeq lists its product as hypothetical. The record is from RefSeq and is a predicted model, not a curated record. The coding region runs from base 1 to 705 and encodes 234 amino acids. NCBI's taxonomy places the organism in Eukaryota, Cryptophyceae, Pyrenomonadales, Geminigeraceae. The transcript has 12 exons.